This is a messenger RNA of Aspergillus costaricaensis CBS 115574, 1426 nucleotides long. RefSeq names its product WD40 repeat domain-containing protein. Gene Ontology annotation, biological process: regulation of actin cytoskeleton organization; TOR signaling. The record is from RefSeq and is a predicted model, not a curated record. The transcript has 4 exons. Gene Ontology annotation, molecular function: protein binding. Lineage: Eukaryota; Fungi; Ascomycota; Eurotiomycetes; Eurotiales; Aspergillaceae. Gene Ontology annotation, cellular component: TORC1 complex; TORC2 complex. The coding region runs from base 67 to 1242 and encodes 391 amino acids.
CCCGAUUCCCCGUCCCUCCUCGCCUCUUCAGCGUCCUUGCUUCUGGGCUCGUCUACAACCUUCAACAUGAGCGUUAUACUUUGCACUGCGGGCUACGACCACACCAUUCGUUUCUGGGAGGCCUUGUCGGGGAUUUGCUCGCGCACUAUACAGCAUCCCGAUUCCCAAGUUAAUCGCUUAUGCAUCACCCCCGACAAACGGUACUUGGCAGCCGCCGGCCACAAUAAUGUCAAGCUGUAUGACAUCAAAUCUACCAAUCCCAAUCCGGUCAUGACCUUCGACGGCCAUACAAACAACAUCACUGGCGUCGCGUUUCACUGCGAGGGAAAGUGGAUGGUCACCAGCUCGGAAGAUGGUACGGUUAAAGUCUGGGAUACCCGUACAGGCAGCCUGCAGCGCAACUACGCGCAUAAAGCUCCAGUCAAUGACGUUGUAAUCCACCCCAACCAGGGCGAGCUCAUUAGUGGGGAUCGCGCUGGUAUUGUCCGGGUUUGGGACCUGGGUGAAAGCGUCUGCACUCACCAGCUGAUUCCUGAGGACGACGUUGCCGUUCAUAGUGUUAGUGUCGCAAGCGAUGGAUCCCUGCUCUGUGCUGGAAAUAAGAAGGGUAAUGUCUACAUCUGGCGCAUGAUCCAAGACGCUGAGAUAACGCGCAUCGUUCCGAUAUGUACCUUCCAGGCGCACAAGGACUACCUUACUCGUGUUCUUCUCUCCCCUGAUGUCAAGCAUCUCGCAACGUGCUCUGCAGACCACACGGCCAAAGUAUGGAACCUUGACCUUGAUUAUCCGCCGGCCAAGAUUGCCGCCGCCAAUGCCGCCAAGGCCAAGGCCAGAGCCAUCUCUUCACCUGAAUCGAAUGACAGCCCUUCUUCCCCGGAAUCUACGCAACACGUGAACCACGCAUCUCCCAACGGCACCGACUUUGAAGCCAACCCAUUCAGUCUCUUCCAAGCAGCGACACCUAUAAACAACGAACCCCAGCAGACCUUCCCUGUACAACCGGACGGACCCCCCAUGGACUCCGCGACAGGAACACUUUUCCUAGAGACCACGCUUGCAAAUCACCAACGGUGGGUUUGGGAUUGCGCUUUCUCCGCUGACUCUGCGUAUCUCGUCACAGUAUCCAGCGACCACUACGCCCGCCUAUGGGAGCUGGCUUCGGGUCAGAUCAUCCGUCAAUACAGUGGUCAUCACCGCGGGGCGGUAUGCGUAGCGCUGAACGAUUAUUCCGAGCCGCGUUGAGAGUUGUGUCUUACAUUAAGAAGCUGCCUAGAGGCAGAUGUAUGCGUCUUUUAACCUUUCUUCUCUUUCAAUUGUCUUGUAUGGUUCAGGGCUAAUGGUCAGCAUGGUGCCUGGUUUGGGGCUGGAGGCACGAAGGCGAAUCGCCUUCUGCAUUGGAGUUCAGGUUUUUGCUUGAUUCCCUGUG